Messenger RNA from Candidozyma duobushaemuli, 1080 nucleotides. It is a transcript of the gene ZRT2, whose product is annotated as low-affinity Zn(2+) transporter. The transcript has a single exon. The record is from RefSeq and is a predicted model, not a curated record. NCBI's taxonomy places the organism in Eukaryota, Fungi, Ascomycota, Pichiomycetes, Serinales, Metschnikowiaceae. Gene Ontology annotation, cellular component: plasma membrane. Gene Ontology annotation, molecular function: low-affinity zinc ion transmembrane transporter activity. The coding region runs from base 1 to 1080 and encodes 359 amino acids. Gene Ontology annotation, biological process: zinc ion import across plasma membrane.
AUGGACUCGGUUGUGGCUAGCGUCGUGGAAAACCUCCACAAGAGAGACGAAUGCGGUGAGAACGAGUACAGCGGCAUGCUUGGUGCCCGUAUCUCCUCGGUGUUCGUGGUGUUGGUGGCCUCCACCUUCGGUGCCGUCUUCCCAAUUCUUUCUUCCAAAUACUCCUUCAUCAGAUUGCCCAGCUGGUGCUUCUUCAUCGCCAAGUUCUUCGGUUCCGGUGUCAUUAUCGCUACUGCCUUCAUCCACUUGUUGGAGCCUGCUGCCGACGCCUUGGGCGAUGACUGCUUGGGCGAUGGCUGGACAAUCUACCCAUACGCCUACGGUAUCUGUCUCGUGACGCUUUUCAUCAUUUUCUUUAUGGAAUUGUUGGCUUUCAGGUACGUCGACAAGAAGCUCGAGUCUCGUGACGGCGGCCACUCCCACUCUCACUUUGGUGACACUUCUGCCUACGUCAAGGACAAGAAGAAUGCCGAGUCCGAUGAGGAGGCCAAGCUCAGCUCCACCGAAGAAAACCCAUACCCUAAGCACUUUGCUCACGCCAACAGCCAUGUGGAUGACGAUGACUCCAAGGACGACUUGGAGAACUUCUACGGUAAAUUGUUGGCCAUCUUCGUCUUGGAGUUUGGUAUCAUUUUCCACUCCGUUUUCGUUGGUUUGGCCCUUGCCACCGCCGACAACGAGUUCAAGACCUUAUACCCUGUCAUUGUGUUCCACCAGCUCUUUGAGGGCUUGGGUUUGGGUACCAGAAUCGCCGCUACCCCAUGGCCUCAGGGCAAGAGAUGGACUCCUUGGUUGUUGGCCAUUGCCUACGGCCUCUGUACGCCAAUUGCCAUUGCCAUUGGUCUUGGUGUGAGAAACAGCUACUCUGAGGAGCACCGUACUGCCUUGAUUGUCAACGGUAUUUUCGACUCCAUCUCCGCUGGUAUCUUGCUCUACACCGGUCUUGUGGAGUUGAUGGCCCACGAGUUCUUGUUCACUGACGACUUCAAGGGUGACGCUGGUUUCAAGCGCAUGAUUGUUGCUUAUGCUAUCAUGUGUGUGGGUGCCGGUUUGAUGGCAUUGUUGGGUAGAUGGGCCUAA